UGGGAGCUGUAGUUUUCUGUUUCUUCCGGAAUGGCUGCCUCCUUUAAGCAACAGAGUACCCUUGUUGAGGACUGCUACUGAAAGGUGGUGUCAUGGAUCUGCAGCAGCCCAGUCUCUCCAAGUGACAGGACAUAAAGCAGGACCUUAGAUUGCCACAAAUUAAGGGAGGAAUUUUGUACAUGAUACCUUUCUUUAAAGGUACCUCUCAGUUCACCUUUCAGAAUGGAAAUAGAAGGCAUCAGUCAGCAGAGCCAGAAGCUCAGUAAAACUGAGAAGAAGUUGCGGCAAAAACAGAUGAAGGCCAGAUAUACUCUACUAAAGCAUGAAGGCAUCGAGUGUGUAUCAUACCCUACCAAGAACCUGGUCAUUGCGAAUGGAGGCCUGGGAAAUGGCGUAAGUAGAUGCCAGUUGCGCAGUGUGGUAGAGGAAAGUGGACUGGUGGAAGCUCUUUUGAUGCCGCCAAAGAAACCCUAUGCCUUUGUGAAAUACACAACAGCAGAAGAUUCAAAGCGAGCCUAUGAUUCCCUCAAUGGAAAAGAGAUCCUGAUGGAGGGCUCCAGUCAAAACGUCGUUCUCUAUUUCAACUUUGUGGAAAAAGUUCCUUGGGAAGAUGUGACACCUGUAACCUUACCUCCUGGCCUGAUGGUAGUUGAAGAGCUGGUUUCGCCUGAGGAAGAAAAACAGCUUUUGGACAGUAUUGAUUGGGAAGAGGAUGAGGUCAUUUCUAAUGCUCAGAAGUCUUUAAAACACAGGAGGGUCAAACACUUUGGAUAUGAGUUUCGGUAUGAUAACAACAACGUUGAUCGAGACAAACCAUUACCUGGAGGUCUCCCAGAUAUCUGUAAUCCACUCCUUGAAAAAUGCCUGAAGAUGGGAUACAUUAAAGAGAAACCUGAUCAACUGACUAUAAAUCAGUAUGAACCUGGACAGGGAAUUCCUCCUCACAUCGAUACUCAUUCUGCUUUUGAGGAUGAAAUAAUAUGUCUAAGCUUAGGAGCCAAGAUAGUUAUGGAUUUUAAACAUCCUGAUGGGCACGCGGUAGCAGUUGUGCUUCCACAGUGUAGUUUACUAGUAAUGUCUGGAGAAGCCAGGUAUCUUUGGACCCAUGGCAUUACGCCUAGGAAGUUUGACAUUGUUCAAGCAGCUGAAGGACAGAAAACUGGAAUUGUCUCUGCGGACACUGGAGAUUUAACCUUAAACAAAAGAGAGAGAAGGACAUCUUUCACUUUCAGGAAAGUGAGGAGAAGCCCCUGCACUUGCUCUUAUUCUUCUGUAUGUGACAGUCAGAGUCAGGGUGCAGGACCUUCGUUCCUGGAUGACGAGGGAGAAGCCGCAAAGCUAGAGGAAAAAUAUGUCCAUGAAGUGUAUGAAGAGAUCGCCACGCACUUCAGCAGCACCAGGCAUAGUCCAUGGCCACGAGUCGUUGAAUUCCUUGGGGCCUUACCUUGUGGGUCCAUUGUGGCUGAUGUUGGCUGUGGCAAUGGAAAGUAUUUAGGAGUCAGCAAGGACUUGUGUAUGUGUUUCCUCUGGCUGAAUGCAAAUGCCUUGAUCAUAACACCAGAAAUUAUUACUGGUGUGAAUCAUCAAAGACAACUCCGGCUGAACUUCAGCAAAACCAAUAUUCAUGGGGAAGACAGCCAUCCGUCAAGGAAAAAAGCUGCAGACCACACAACCUGCCAUGUGACCCUUAAGCCGGCUUGCUGUCAUCAGUUUGGCUGUGAUCGUAGCAAGACUCUUGUGGACAUCAGUGGCAAGAGGGGGUUUCAGGCCUUUGUGUGUGAUGCACUUUCUGUGCCAGUACGAAGUGGCUCCUGUGAUGCCUGUAUCUCCAUUGCACUCAUCCACCAUUUUUCGACAGAGGAAAGAAGGCUGGCUUCUCUUGCUGAGUUAGUUCGGUUGCUGCGGCCUGGUGGAAGGGCACUCAUUUAUGUCUGGGCUAUGGAACAGGAGUACAACAAGCAGAAGUCUAAGUAUCUGAAAGGAGAAAAAGCUAGUGAUGGUAAGGCAGAGAGUAUCAUCAGUGACUCCCUAAAGGGAAUGGGCAAGAGUAAUUACGAGGGAUCAGGUUGCCCCAAUAGAAGCCGUAGUCAGUGCAACAGCCAGUGCUGCAGUGCAACCCAGAGCAUUCUUGCCAAGUUGCCAGUUCAUACCAACAGAACUUCCUUUAACUCCCAAGACUUGUUGGUCCCUUGGCAUCUGAAAGAUGGCUCAAAGAAGAAAGCGGGCCAUGCCGAGCCUCAACAGCCUCUGGCUGGCUCUCCAAAGUCACAUGAAUCGACUCCUGUUUUUCAUCGUUAUUACCAUGUUUUCUGUGAAGGAGAAUUGGAACUGAUGUGCAAAAGGAUAGAAGGCAUAAAAGUGCAAGAGAGUUACUAUGACCAAGGAAACUGGUGUGUAGUUCUUGAAAAGCAGUAGUGUUAAUGUUGCCAUUUUUAACAUGAAGAUCUUGUACUGGGUUUCUUUGAAAAGCUACUAUGAUGGCUUUGAGUUCUGCCUUUUAUUUAUAAAAUAAAUGCUGUUUCUGCAACAUAA
Molecule: messenger RNA, 2532 nt
Organism: Varanus komodoensis (Komodo dragon)
Lineage: Eukaryota; Metazoa; Chordata; Lepidosauria; Squamata; Varanidae
Gene: ALKBH8
Product: alkB homolog 8, tRNA methyltransferase
Exons: 14
Coding region: 223-2415 (730 amino acids)
Biological process (GO): tRNA wobble uridine modification
Cellular component (GO): nucleus; cytoplasm
Molecular function (GO): tRNA binding; S-adenosylmethionine-dependent methyltransferase activity
Source: RefSeq, a predicted model, not a curated record